Messenger RNA from Chaetomium globosum CBS 148.51, 2283 nucleotides. RefSeq lists its product as uncharacterized. The transcript is spliced from 3 exons. Lineage: Eukaryota; Fungi; Ascomycota; Sordariomycetes; Sordariales; Chaetomiaceae. The record is from RefSeq and is a predicted model, not a curated record. The coding region runs from base 1 to 2283 and encodes 760 amino acids.
AUGUCGUCCUCCGGCGCGGUCCUCCCAGCUCCCCCGGCAUAUGUCGAGGUUGACACAAACAUCCCCUCCGCCUUUGAGAAACUUUCCCUAUCCAACAGCCCAUCGGAUCCAUCACCUGAAACAUGCCUUGCCCACCUAAAAUUGCUAUUUGCGAUCCAGGGGAUGAAAGAGGAUGUGGGAUAUAUGGAUGGCCUGUGGGGCCUAUGGGAUAGCCGUGCUGGGCCCCUUGAUCAGUCGGUGCAGGGUGUGGAGGAUAAAAUGCAGGACCAGCAACUCCAAAUUCUCAGCCAGCUUCGAGAGAAGCGCUGGGCUUUAUUUGUUUCAAGAGCGGUGGAGAGAUAUAGAGCAUGGUGGAGACUGCUUGGGGGAAGGCCGCUUCGCGAAGAUGACAUGAUGGCACGGAAUUCAACCGCCUACGUGGAGUUCCCAGGCUCUGCAGGCUCCGAGGGAAUCGAGUGGAGAGAGGAAAUGUUGCCGCCACUUGAUGUCUUGAUGGUCUGGCACACACACAUGCUCAACCCCCGGGCCUUUCUCGAAGACUGCAUGCUAGCCGGCCUACGCGGCUUUUGGUCAACCGGCAUGCCAUGGCGCCUCAUCAAUGCUGCCAUCACCACCUCCUUUGCCUACACCGUUACUCCUGCCUGCAAGACGUCUUGGACGGCUCUCACCGGUUUGGCUUGGUCAAACGUUGACGACCCCCAGACCAUUACCCUCCCCUGCCCCCGAUGCACCACCAACCUCCAGAUUCCCUGGACAACCUGCUCCAACCCACCCGGCUACCCCUUCGACGGCAUCCCGGACCUUACAGGCACCGGCUACGGCGACGGAAAUCUGCAACACCACUGCGACAGUUGCCAAACCACAAUCAACAAACCACUUUUAUGCGUGGCCAAAUUCACCAACGACGUCAAUUGCCUCCUCAACCCUGCAAUCAACCGCCCCAUGCCCGGAACGCUCCUCGACUUGCGCAACGGGAAACCCCCGUUGUCACCCUCGGCCUCAUCGUGGGGCGCCAGCCCGCCAGCCACGUUCCCCAACCGGUUGCUCAAGAAACGCAACGAUAACCCCAAAAUGCAAGUCACCGGACUGAUUGUGAGUGGCGUGCAGCCCACCAUGAACGACGUGCGAGAGAAAGUCGAGAAGAUGGUCCGGCGGAACGGCUCGGGGGCUGGCUCGGGAGUCUAUGUUCGCAAAAUGAUGGCCCGGUACUGGGAUAAUCACAGCCCCUUUGCGCUGGAUCUGUGCUCGGCCAUCAUGAGGCAGGGGGUGUUUGUGGAGAAGAUGCACAAGAUCGACUGGCUGCAUAGUCCCGCGGCGAGGGCCACCAUGGAGCGGCUGGUAGCGAAAUAUCACCGCUUUUUUGAUGUCAUGGCCAAAUACCCGCACAGCGUCGCAGUCCCUACACUGGACGUGGACCUGGCGUGGCAUACGCACCAGCUCAGCCCGGGGGCGUAUUAUCGGUAUUCGGUGGCCAAGACGGACAAGUUCAUUGACCAUGACGACAAGAUCGACGAGGAUGCCCUCGGUGCGCAUUUUGCCUGGACGAGUAAGGCGUAUCAAGACAUGUACGGGGAGGUGUACAGCGAGUGCACAUGCUGGUAUUGCGAGGCAGUCCGGACAGCCGUGAUCAAUCCGAUCGGCAGGCUGCUUGGUAUUUCGACCCAGGAACAGGGUAACUACUUGCUCCCUUUUCCGUUCGUCUCGCUGACAUGGGCUAACCCACCUGGUGACUUUUUAGUCGCGGAGAAUUUCCAUGCUUCUGGACAAGCCCGUCUCCAUCCUCCUGACAAAUCGGCUCACAUCUCGUCACACAACGCAGUCAAGACGGCCCCGGACCUGACUAUUGCCAAACCACGUAGGGAGGUCGUGGAGCGUAGGAUUGCCGAGCGGCAUCGGAGGCGGAUCGAUGAGGCGUACGAGAAGGCCCGGAAACGCGCAGAGUUGAAGGGGAGGACGAUCCCCCCCAAGGGUGAGUAUUACACCCACUGGGGAUUCCCAUAUGCGUACUACGGCCCCUACAUAUCCCCAGUCUGGUACACCCCGGGGUGUAUGAUGAGGAUUCCCCCGGCCAGAUGGCCGGUUGUGAAGAGGGGGCGAGCGGGGCUUGUGCGGCCGGGACGUGUGGAGGGACCGUUGCGUCAGGGGGAUGUGGUAGUUCGGGGACGGGGGGAGGAGUGGAUGGAGGCAGCAGUGGCGGCGGUGGUGGAGGCUGUGGGAGUGGUGGAGGCUCGGGAGGUGGAGGUGGUUGCGGUGGCGGCGGAGGCGGCGGUUGCUAGCCUCUAG